This is a messenger RNA of Pristis pectinata (smalltooth sawfish), 3899 nucleotides long. It is a transcript of the gene mark2b, whose product is annotated as MAP/microtubule affinity-regulating kinase 2b. Gene Ontology annotation, biological process: intracellular signal transduction; protein phosphorylation; microtubule cytoskeleton organization. Gene Ontology annotation, cellular component: cytoplasm. The coding region runs from base 522 to 2849 and encodes 775 amino acids. Lineage: Eukaryota; Metazoa; Chordata; Chondrichthyes; Rhinopristiformes; Pristidae. Gene Ontology annotation, molecular function: protein serine/threonine kinase activity; tau-protein kinase activity; ATP binding. The record is from RefSeq and is a predicted model, not a curated record. The transcript is spliced from 19 exons.
GGUUCCGCUUCCCUCGCUGAAGGCGGCGGCGAGAGACUGGAGACGAGUCCCUGUGGGGAGGGUGGGAGGGACCCGAGGGAGGCGGCGGCGGGGGGCCGGAGCUGGAGAAGCCCGGGUGGGGGGUGGGUGAGAGAGAGCCCACACCCGGGGUAUUUAUGCUGCCAACCCCCGGGCGCCGCAAGUUGACGGGCUUCAAACUCCCCGUCGCCUCUCCCGGGAGGCCCUGAAGCCUCGGGGUUCGAGUGACGCCCCAGCCGGGCUGCCCCCUCAGCUCCCCCGGCUGCCUUCCCCCCCCCCCCCUCAUGUGAGCCGCCCCUUGCAAACCCCCACUCAUUUUUUUUAUUUUCAAUUUUUUUGUCCAAGUUUCGCCUACUGGAAUUUAUUUUCCUCCGCUGACUUUUCCUCCCUCCAUGUCCGGCUCGACCAGUUAAACUAGUUUUUUUAAGGAGAAGUUGUAUAUAUUCUCUGUUUUUUUUAUUUAAAAGUUUUUUUUUCCGCGUGGAGAUUUUCAAAUUAUCGUGAUGUCCACUAGAACGCCGUUACCUACACUCAAUGAGACCGACCAGCACACAGUGGGGCACGUGGACCCCCAGAACCAGCCCAAGCCCAGCGGCAGGUCCAGCAUGCCGCGAUGUCGGAACUCGAUUGCCACCACUGCCGAGGACACUCCUCACAUCGGCAACUACAGGCUCCUCAAGACCAUCGGCAAAGGCAACUUCGCCAAGGUGAAGCUGGCCCGCCACGUGCUGACGGGGAAAGAGGUUGCUGUAAAAAUAAUUGACAAGACCCAGCUGAACUCCUCCAGUCUGCAGAAGUUGUUUCGUGAAGUACGAAUAAUGAAGAUUCUGAAUCAUCCUAAUAUAGUUAAAUUAUUUGAAGUUAUAGAAACGGAGAAAACGCUGUAUUUAGUGAUGGAGUAUGCCAGUGGGGGAGAAGUCUUUGAUUACUUAGUUGCGCAUGGAAGAAUGAAAGAGAAAGAAGCCCGAGCCAAAUUUAGACAGAUAGUAUCUGCUGUGCAAUACUGUCACCAGAAGUGCAUUGUCCAUAGAGAUCUGAAGGCAGAGAACUUGCUCUUAGACGGAGACAUGCACAUAAAAAUAGCGGACUUUGGCUUCAGUAAUGAGUUCACGCUGGGGAAUAAGCUAGACACAUUCUGCGGGAGUCCCCCUUACGCCGCCCCAGAGCUCUUCCAGGGGAAGAAGUACGACGGGCCAGAGGUGGACGUCUGGAGCCUUGGCGUGAUCCUCUACACACUCGUGAGCGGCUCAUUGCCCUUCGACGGUCAGAACUUGAAGGAGCUCCGGGAGAGGGUGCUGCGAGGCAAAUACCGAAUCCCCUUCUACAUGUCCACAGACUGUGAAAAUUUACUCAAGAAAUUCCUGGUACUAAACCCCGCCAAACGCGGCAACUUAGAGCAAAUCAUGAAAGAUCGGUGGAUGAAUGUCGGCCACGAAGACGACGAGCUGAAGCCCUAUGUGGAUCCCGAGCCAGAUUACAAGGAUCCCCGGCGGACAGAGCUCAUGGUUAACAUGGGGUACUCGCGGGAGGAGAUCACCGACUCCCUGGUGAACCAGAAGUACAACGAAGUCAUGGCCACGUACCUGCUGCUGGGUUGGAAGACAUCGGAGCUGGAGGCGGACUCUCUCUCUACCAGUAACCUGUGCCUGAAGCCCCGCACUGACCAUGCAAACAGUAACGCACAGUCACCCUCCAACAAGGUACAGCGGAGUGUCUCAGCCAGCCAAAAACAGCGGAGGUUCAGUGACCAAGGUAGCUGGACCCAACGCUCCACGUCCAAGAGGAACCAGGCCAACAAGCACCGAUUCCAAACACCCGGAGAGGAGAAGGACGGGUCCCAGCGCUCCAGCAGCAACGUCAAAGUGCCAGCCAGCCCCCACAGCGGUGCUGACAGGAAGAAAGUGGUCCCGUCCACUGCCAUGAACAGUGCCCUUCCUACCAGCGUGGCCAGAGGCAGAAACUCCCCGAUGGUGGACCGAGCCGGCGUCGGCCAGCAGGGCAGCAUACACAACGGCAAAGACAGCUCGUCGACACAGAGCUCCAGGAUAUCCUCCAUGUCGGUGACCUCGGCAAGAACACGGCACACCAAAUCCAUGUCCACCUCAGUUCACCCUUCGAAAUCCACGGGGAACAGCAGUGAUUCGCAACGUCCCAGCACAGCCCCGCAGCGGAUUCCUGUCACCUCUCCUUCCGCUCACAACAUCAGCAGCAACAUGGCCGAUCACAGCAACUUCCCCCGGGGCGUGGCUAGCCGGCGCACCAUCGACGGAGGCCAGCUCCGACAGUUCCGCGAUCAACAGAACACCGCCUACAACGGGCCCCCUGCCUCGCCCACGCUUUCCCAUGGCAACAGCCAGCCACGGAGAGGGGCAUCCGGCAGCAUCUUCAGCAAGUUCACCUCCAAGUUUGUGCGCAGAAAUCUGUCUUUCAGAUUUGCGAGAAGGGCGCCCAAUGAGGGAGAGAUCAGAGAACGAGCUGAGGGCUUAAGGCCCAACGCUGCCGGCGAGAAGGAGGAGAACAAGGACUCGAAGCCGCGAUCGCUGCGCUUCACCUGGAGCAUGAAGACGACGAGUUCAAUGGAGCCCAACGAGAUGAUGAAGGAGAUCGGCAAGGUGCUGGACGCCAAUAACUGUGAGCACGAGGGCCGAGAGCGGUACAUGCUCUUCUGCAUGCACGGCGACCCCGCCAAAGACAACCUGGUGCAGUGGGAGAUGGAGGUGUGCAAGCUGCCCCGGCUCUCCCUCAACGGCGUCCGCUUCAAGCGGAUAUCUGGCACCUCCAUGGCCUUCAAGAACAUUGCGUCCAAAAUCGCCAACGAGCUGAAGCUGUGAGAGGCACUGACCCUGGGAAUGCCGCUGGACUCACUCCCGUUGGCCUGGAUUCCUGUUUCCGUGACUAUCUAUUUUCCUUUUGCGUUAGUGUUUUUAAGUUUAUUUUUUAGUUUUAUGUUUUUUUAAAUUCUGCCUGAUCAUGAGUUGCACAACGUGGUCACAACUGGGGUCUGUUUGUUGGUCACAGGCUGGUCCACAGCUUGCCCCUGGGUGGGGGCAGAGGCAGAGGGGGAGGGUUGUCUCACACAGAGCAUUACACUAACUCAAUGUAGCGACGGUUGGGGGGGGGGGGGGGGUCACGCCUGCCUGGGUCCUGGCACUUGAGGGGUUAAGGUGGUGUCCUCUUCCCCCCCUCCCCUCCCCUCCCUCCUCGCCUCUCCCCUCCCCACUAUCUACUCGCUCCCCCUUCCCCACUAUAUUCUUUGCCCCCCUCCUCUCCCUCCCCACCCCCAGGAAUCGUGUGUCGAGGUGUCGCCCGACACUGAUCCCAGAUCCCUGCCUUUCCCCCUGUGGAUUUCUCGGGGGCAUGGGAAGGGAGCCGUUCCUACCAUCUCCUCCCCCCCCAACCCAGGCAGCACACGUACUCUCUCUCCCACCCACCCCCCUCUGUGGGAAGCCCACCAGGUCCCCCACACACAGGGUGAGGUGUGCUGGGACCAUGUACCCUGGUCUUUGUGGGGUGGGUGGUCUGCUCCCCACUCUGAGGCCAGUGACACUACACACCGGCGCCAGGCUGUUCCCGAGAGCUGCUACCCCCCCCCCCCCGCCCCUGUAAUCAUGAGUACCCCGAAACUGCGGGCACCCCUUUCAUCUGCAUUUAUUUUGUGAAUAACCUUCCGGCUGGUGCUCCCGAUCCGAGCCCCUCUCCCACCACAGCGCCGGGGUCUGGGUUGUGGGGACUGGGGAGGAGUCAUUGGUCCUCGCUGUGGAUCGCAGCGGGUUCUUUUUUAAAUUGUAAAUGAACUAAUGCAGCCUUGUCCUGUCUUCAGAAUCUGCUGUUCCUGUCUGUUAAUUUUUUUUAAUUAAUUAAACGGUAGAUGAAUCGCAGAA